Molecule: messenger RNA, 1357 nt
Organism: Acaulospora colombiana
Lineage: Eukaryota; Fungi; Glomeromycota; Glomeromycetes; Diversisporales; Acaulosporaceae
Source: the annotation of a GenBank genome assembly
AUGAAGAGGAGGAAUGGUGUACCCCACAAAUGAUGGAUAGCCUAAUUGGCGGAUACCUUGUUCUCAAUAUACAACGCGUUGAAAAGCUCACAUUUAUCAUUGACAACAUGUCUAUUGUAGACGAGAUCCAAUCUCGUCUUUCAACGAUAUCCGCACCUAUCUUAAAACAGUUCAAAGUAGUACUUGGAGAGCUUUCCAUACUACUACCGAUACAUGUCGAUGACCCAUGUACAGAACUCGACGAGUCACUCCCUUUCUUUGGUGGGGCUUAUCCUCAACUUCAAUCCCUCACCCUCCACUGGGUUCCUUUGAAUUAUAUUUCCGGAAACCUGGCAAAUCUUACAGAGCUCGAUUUUUCACUACAAGAUCCUUUGCCCCCAUCAUUAUUCAUAAAAUUUAUCACCCCAAUGUCGCAACUUCGCUCUCUUGCGCUUCGAAAUGGGGGUCCCGCAUUCGAAGCGCGAGACCAGCACUCUCAAGUAGUUCACCUUCCUUCCCUUCGUCGGCUAGUCUUGGGUGCGAUGCACGCCCAAUAUAUCGAAUAUCUUCUGUCAAUAUUCCGACUACCUGCUCUUCAAGAGCUCGGUGUUCAUGCCAUUUAUGAGAAUAUGGCGGAGGAUGUGUGGCGUUGUUUGGCAAAAUACGAACGCCGUCACCUUCUCAGCGGUAUACAGACCUUGGAAUUGUUCGAUGUUGAAGAGUCUCUUCUAAUGCAACCUGGACUCCCAAGCUCUUUUGUCCUUUUCCUGUCUACCCUUCAUCGCCUGAAGUAUCUGUGUAUGAGAAAAGUGGCCCUAGGUUUCCUUCAGGUCCUACAAGCACCAGUCAAUCUUCAUCUAUUACCUACUCUUGAAGCCCUCGAAAUCUGUUGCGUGGUCAAAAGAGAGCUCAUAUAUGAUUGGGAUGACAUUGACGACCGUUUCCCGGUCGAGACGGAUAUUGUAGCUGACAACCUAGUAAGAAUGAUCCGAGAGAGGUCUGUUCGCCGACGUUUGCCAAUACUCCAUCUCGACAAGGGUGAAUGGAGGCCAGAGAAGCGAGCUAGGUUCCUUCGCCUACUUGCUGAAGACAAUUGCUUCAACUUGCCUUUUGAAUUCAACCCAUCUAUCGAACACCAUCUUCCAAAACUGCUGGAACGCCCUGAGGACUCCAGAGUCGGUAACUCAUACGAAAAGUCAGCUUGGCCAUGGAGUCGAUUCACAGGAAGACGGCCGCAGGUGCGUAACAUGCCUCAGCGCGGAGAGGCUGAUUUUACUAUCCUAGCUGUUGACGGGGACGAUAUUUUUCGGUUGGACGAGCCUUGUGCUUACACUGUGGUGGCACUCGGAGUUCAAUUUCUUCACGAGUUUCUUAGCAU